Messenger RNA from Seminavis robusta, 6197 nucleotides. The record is from the annotation of a GenBank genome assembly. Lineage: Eukaryota; Bacillariophyta; Bacillariophyceae; Naviculales; Naviculaceae.
AGUCAAACCAGGAUGUGCCCAACUAAUAGUAUCGCAGCUGGCUAGCAAGCGAAAAGAAGAAAUCGAGCUAUGAUUUUCCUGUCGACGUCGUCUUCCACGCACAACAAUGUAGACGUCGGGUUCAAAUUUGCCAAUUAUGUACUUUAUUAAGGAUGAAUGGAAUGAAACAAACAUGGAUGCAAGGAUCUGCAUUACUGCUGCUGAUUGUUGUUAGACUGGAUUUGGCUCGUCGGCUGUGCCUCUGGUCACAGCCCCCCAAAAGAAAGAAGAGAAAACCGAUCUUUCGCUCGCCUCUCUGGUGCUUUUGGUUAGUUGUUUGUGUGAUGCGUGUGAUGAGAUCCAUCAUCAAUGACGACGGCAUCGGUGGAAAUCCAAUCCACCACAGGCAGUAGCCGAAAGGACAAAGAUCAAAAAGGCGGCACCGAGUCCCAUCAUGAUACGACAACGUAUCUGUUUCCAGUACAUGGUUCGUCGUAGACUACGACUGGACGCUUCGAAUCGAAAGGCUUGCUGGUUGAGUCGAUCGGUGCGUUCGACCAACAAUUCCAACUUUUCUCCUCGUUCCAAGACUCGUUCAAUGUUUUGCACCAUGACUCCCUUGACAUCGUCAAUUUGACUCUUGACGGCACCCAGACUAUCAAUGGUUCGAUCGGCUUCUUCGGAAUUGAAGAAAUCCAUGCGUUCUUGAAUGACACGGGCGAAUUCAUCAUUAUAAGCAAAGGCAAUGGCAUGCUGCGGGUCGUCGCGUCCGUAGGUUCCAAAGAAGCGGUCUUUCAUGUCGUUCAAAAAGGCGUAGGGGAUGCGGUGUUUGUUGAGUUCGUCCGACAUGCAGAGAAAACAGAUUCCCGCUUCUACAACGUAAUGAAAGAGAAAGUCAUCAUAGACAUAUGUUUGACGACCAUCUUCCGAUGGAAUCUUGGACAACAAGACUCGUGUGACGGUAGGAAAGUUGCCAGUGGCGCUUUGAGCCGUGUAUUCGGCAAGGACUGUCUUUUCCCUCGAAACGAGGGCGUACACGAUGGUCAUCUUGUUGUUGUUGUUACUACCUUUGGUUCGUGUUGCUACUGUUGUUUGUGGGUUGUCGUCUGCUAGCUAGUAGUGAGUAGCUAUAGUCGGUCGUGAGCAGCGGGACUUUCUUUGUCGGCUUCUUCUUGGGUUUUGGUGGCGUUGAUGUGUUGAUGCUGGUCUUCUGUUGCGAGGUGCCUGCUGCUGAAAGAGUGUGACUGGCGGUUACAAGACCAAGGCAAGUCCCGUUUGGUAACUCAAGUUUUUUCGUUAGCGCUAACCUUAUAACCAAUGACGUAGUUCGGGGCUCGGGGGACCGUCAAUUAAUUCUUGCCUUGCACCUUCCGUGCCGUUUUGUACCGAGCUUCCGAGCCUCACAGUUCGUUCCGAUCAAUCAAGUGAUGAGGCCAAACAGCUGCCAAACCCAACCCCCACUCUCAUUCAUUGGAUCCGGCAAACUGCAGCAGCUCUUGUCCUCCUAUCACAGCAUCGACCCAGCUACGAGAGCUACUAGCUAGUAGCCACCAAAGUCCCACACAUACUUGUAGCAUCUAACAACAAGUAUACAGUACCAUGCCCCCUGCCGUAGUGUCAGCGGCGGAACGAAGAAAGCUUGGUGAGAACGAGGAUAUGCAUUGUCGAGGAGGGCGAGCCCAAGCGGAGAGUUUGUUGGGUCAAGCCUUGCAGCUUCCGAGUUUGGGCAGUCAAAACUACCAAAGCAAUCACGGCGAAGACGAAGACAAUGAAGGAGUAUUUUCCUAUGAAAGCCUGACGCCCACAUUUGCCACACGGAAACGAUCCUCCGAUGGAAAUCGGACUCCCAUCAAAACCAAUUUCAGCCAUCGCCCUCAUCACACUGCCAACAACAACAACAAUCAUCAGCACACGAAUCACAAUGGAAGACCGCUCAAUCAUCGAAACCUCCAUAACAGCAUGUCUUCUGCGUCCACUCGAUUAGUCGAUAAUCGAGGCAUGAUCCAUAACAGUAGUGGCAAUGUCAGUGGUGCCAGUUCUUCCCAAGAUCCACUUUGCAUGAGCAAUCGCAGUCUACAAUCGGAGGAUUUCCCGCCUGUGAUCCCACAAUCCGUCGACACUGUACCCACUAGCAACGUUGCCAACCACGCUACGUACCAACAGUACAAACGAGCAGCAGGAGGAGGAGUCUCACAGAUUCUCAAUGGCGCAACCACCAAACUCCUCAGCAAUUCACCACUCACUGACAAACAACAACGCAUGUCGGUAUCUCCUCCCUCCAAUUUGAUUAUGCAACAUCAAACUGAAAACAAUAAUAACAACAAUAUUCAAGCUGGCAGACGCACAGUCUUUGGAAGUCGUGUCCAACGAAAAUAUCCAGCAUAUGGGAGACCCGUGUUUAACCCGCCGCCACCACCCGAUCCAGCUCCUUUUUACAAUAUCCUCUAUACGGGAGAACAACAAGUCACGUUCCAAAAAGCCGAACAGCAACCUCCCGAUUGGGAAAUCUUGCCGUCGUCACCCCGACCCGUACGAAAUUCAUUCGUCAAACAACAACAAGAGCUAUCCGCACAAAUUCCAUUGUCCAUGGUCGUAACUACGACAACUACUACCAGCACUACCACUACUGAAAGCUCCGAUUCCAGUCGAUAUCAUCAUGCGCAAGGUACAACAUGUAGUACAACAAUACCGAUACCCAUCAGCAACAACCGCGAAAGUAGUGAUAUCACCAUGUCGCCACCACCCUCUCCAUCCAGGACGACACGACAAUCUGCGCCCAAGACGCCCACCGAUCUAGUGUCUCCACUCAAAUCACCACCCGUCCUCUAUCACACCAACACUGCCAUGACAACCCAGCGCAAACCGUCGUCACGAAAACGAAAAUCAUCCCGCAAAGCAGCCGACAACGCUAGUACCAGUGCCAGAUCCAUUUCCAUUCACGAAACGGUACAUGCCCAAUCCUUAUUACUCGGAUUGUGUUUCAUGGCCAUUUGGUCACCCAACAAUGUCAUGGCGCCCAAUCUGACACAAGUCGCCAAAUUCUAUCACAUGAACGAAAAUGAACGCGACCUUUACCUGGGAUCCUUUCUCGCAUUGGCCACUGGUGUCUGUAGUUUUCCAUUAUCGGCAUUUAUUGGGAUUCUCACGGAUUUGUAUCCGCGCAAAAUACUAUUUGUGGCAACCGCCAUGGGAGGUGCCAUGGCCAGUGCCGCCACGGGUCUCAGUCCGACGUAUCCCUAUCUAUUAUUGGCACGAUUCUUUUCCGGUGGAUUCAUGAGUGCCAGUGUCAGUGUGGCAUUCUCCCUCAUGGGGGACCUAUUUGCCACGGAAGAACGCAAUGCCGCCAGUAGUGGAUUAACCGCCAUGAUGGGGUUGGGAAUUAUAUUGGGACAAGUCUACGCCGGGACGAUUGCUAAUGAAAAGGGAUGGCAACAUGCCUUUUAUGUGAGUAGUGUCGCCACGGUCGUGCUGGGAUUGUGUGUCGCUCUCUUGGUGCAAGAACCCGUGCGCGGUGGCAAAGAAAAAGUGCUGCAAGACAUGCUCAAGCAAGGAAAACGAUACGACCGGAAACUGACGUGGGAAGGAUUUUGGAAUGCCAUGCGCAACAAUCGAUCCAAUCGAAUCAUUAUUAUUCAAGGAUUCUUCACCAAUAUCCCUUGGGGGAUCAUUUUUGUAUUCUUGAAUGAUUAUUUGAGUCAAGAACGAGGAUUUAGUGUCACGGAUGCGACAUUUAUUGUGCUGGUGUUUGGAAUUGGAUGUGCCGCGGGCGGUAUUGUCGGAGGAGCCAUGGGUGCUGCAGUGCAGGCAUUCAGACGGUCGUUUCUUCCUCUGUUCAUGGCGGGGACCACCAUUCUGGGUAUAUUUCCCUAUCUGGCUCUACUCAAUGGACACACAACCAAUGCGCAUGGGUAUUGGGCCAUGACGUACUCCUUCAUGGCAGGAUGUAUCGCCAAUCUGCCAUCCGUCAAUGUUCGACCCUGUCUGAUCAAUGUGAAUCCACCGGAAACGCGAGGAGCGAGUCUCACAGCCGCCAAUCUAAUCAUCAAUUUUGCUCGCGGUGUGGGUCCUUCAUUUAUCACUCUCUUGGGUUCCACCUUUGAUUUGUCACGACAAGCGAGUUUCAACAUUACACUGACGGCCUUUUGGCUUGUCAGUGCCCUCCAACUCUGCUUGCUGGCGCAAUAUUUGCCACAGGAUCAGGACAAGAUGGAGGCCGAUCUCGCGCAUUAUGCGGCGUCUGCAAUGGCAACGACCCCUGCUGCUCCAAACACUCCUGGCGACAGAUCGUAUGGUUCCGCAUCGAUGGAUGACUAUUCACUGGAUCACCCCGAGUCCGGUAGAUCGCUGGACGAAGUUUCCCUGGUUAGUAUCGAAGACCGUAUCACAUCAUUUGAUGGUACAGCAGCUCGUGAGUCCAUUUCGUUUUUAAAGAAGGGUGUGAAGGAGCUGAACAUAAGUGGACACUUUUGUGUUUCGCCUUAUCGGCAACGGCAGCGCUGGUACGAUGAGGAGGAGGAAGACGACUCCGGCGACGAUGAGGAGGAGAAUCAAAGAGAGGAGGCACUCAAACAUCUCACUUCUAGGAGUGCAGGCGACGAUGCCCUGAGCCCGGUGGACUUGCUAAAACGGCGUGAUUUGUGGAAACAACAGCAACUGUUGCUUUAUGGCUCUGCUGCUGGUGAUCAAACUGAAGGACCUCAGGAAGUGGACGGAACAAGCAGCCUAGACGAACAACUGCCUGCCAAUGAAAGCACCAGACUUCUGGUAUGAGUUGGGGGGCUCCCUAUUACACUACACUUCCGCCAUACCUUUUCUUUGCGGAAGGCAAUCCGACUGUUCCUACCUUGUUUGGGGUCCGUCACGGCGUUUCUCUUCCCUCAGCUAGCUAGAGUUCGCCGAAACAAUCAGUGCAAACAAAUGAUACAAGGAAAGUCGUUGCUCCAUGCCGGCAAGCUAGAUUCGAGAGUUAAGCUAGUUUACCGUGCAGAAUGUCUACGGUGAUCACUCUUGAGCAACCUUGGCGCAAGAGUCCAUAAAAUCCAAUAAGAAGAUCCAAUCAUCUUAUUCUCCUUUCUUCAUCUGUUCCGUCUACUUUAAUUCGACUCCUUUUUCUCAUCAUCUUUGGCAACCUUGACUUCAUCCGGAUGUUCCUGAUAAUAUUUCUUGGCAAUCUCUAGUUCUUGUUGAAUGCGUUCGAGGUCGGCUUCAAUGUCCGCCACUUGGCGUGGUUUGCCCUCCACGGAAUCGGUAAUGGACUCUGUCAUGUCGAGUUCGUAGGGCUUGUUUUCGUUCAACCCAACAAACUUGUCCAAUAGUUUUCGGAUCUGUUUCCCAAGGGCAUUGCCCACCCAACUAUCCUUGGUCUUUUUCUUGUCCUUUUCAGCCUCUUCCUUGUACUCACUGGGACCAAAUGCCAUCAACACGUUUUCCACAACCUCAUCUAACGAUCCUUCUUCCGCUAGAUCCAUCUCAAAAAAGUCACCCUUGCCUCGGUCGGCAUUGAUGUGGACAUGGGGUGUUAGGUUGGGUCUUCCCAGGAGGGCAGCAUAGACUUUGGUGUAGACAUGCUUUUUGGUGGAUGGCGGUUGGAUAAUCUGCUCGUUGAGGACAAUCCAGAGACGCAGUUUGGGAAUGUGCAACUCAAAAUAAGCAUCGUCUCCAAUGUUCUUUCCUCCACAGCCCACUUCUAGAUUGAUCUUUUUGCCAAACGUACUGACAGUAGGAAAUGCAAAUUCAAUUCCUUUGCCCAACAGAAUGGUCAGCGUCAAGGCGCUGAUAUCCAAGACGGUCAUGCGUUGAUUCUUCAUCAAGUGGGCAUAACGAUUUGCUUCUGGCCAUGCAAACUUGGGCAUUUUCUCCAUAUCACUCUUGAGCGUGUCAGGGUCUACCAAUGCCAUGCUCGUCAACUUGAGCUGAAUAUCCUGCAAAACCGGGGCCUUGUCGCCUUCCUUGAGCGGCUCUUCGUUCAAAAGAACCGUUUGUCCCGGAUCAUCAAUCAUAGACUGACUGACUUGUUUGCAAAUGAGGGGGAUCACCAUGGGCACCAAAGCCUGCAACAGAGCGGCGGUUCCAGCAGCUUCGGCAGAAGAGGGAUCUGUGCCUCUCAGGGCAGGAUUCGUCUCGGUCAUGGUUCCAAGUGAAUGCUGAUCAAGAUAUAUCUGCUGGAGUUAGUUCUAUUAAUAUCGGACGAUGAAAUAGUAGAAGCAGCAUACCGGUAG